AGGCACUCCGAGGUUUACUCUUCAGCCGCCACCCCGAGUCAAAGAUUGUCCACCUGUACACAAUUCGGUUAGUGAAGUCCAGAUGCAUGAGUCUGGGUCAGAACCAAUAAGUCACACCAUUACAGCGAUUCACACAGAGAACGGGAAUAGUUCUGAAAAUGAGAGUCGACUGAGGAGCGGCCAGACUCCUCCUCCAGAGGCACCCCGGGUUCCAUUGUCGUUGUCUAUGAUGACCCCACCAGCCGAGGCUCCACAGCAGCUGCAGCAAACAUCACAACAACAGAUUCUCAAUCCCCAGCAGCUCCAAGCCCUGCUCCAGCAGCAGAAAGCACUCAUGUUACACCAGGUAAUGUAUUGUAAGAGGACUUAUGUGUUUGUUGUUGUUUACAUUGACCAGAUUUUUUUUUGUUUAACUCAAAUUUCACCAACGUGUCUGCAGCAACAAAUACAAGAGGUCUUCAAGAAUCAGCAAGAGCAGCUAAGUCUGCAGCUGCUACAACAGAAGAAUGCCGGGAUUGUUAGCCAAGAGCUCACAUCUCAGCAGAUUGCCAUCCAGCAGCAGCUCCUUCAGGUGCAGCAGCAACAUCUGCUCAACCUGCAGAGGCAAGGCCUGCUGUCUGUCCUUCCCACCAGCCCCAUCACAGUCCCAGGCUGUGAGAACAGUAGCAUCCUGUCCACUGGCGGGGACACCAGAGAGUCUUCCAGUCUACUGUCUACCAUAAAUGGUCAUCACACUCUCAUAAAGAGGAAAGAAAGUGCAUCACUGGAUGAAAACACACCAAAUAGCCAUCCUCUGUAUGGAAAUGGCAUGUGUAAAUGGCCUGGCUGUGAGACUGUCUUUGGAGACUUUCAGGCAUUUCUCAAACAUUUGAACAGUGAACAUACACUCGAUGACAAGAGCACAGCACAGUGUCGUGUGCAGAUGCAGGUGGUUCAGCAGCUGGAACUGCAGCUGAAGAAGGACAAAGAGCGACUGCAAGCAAUGAUGGCUCAUCUGAAGUCCUCUGAACCCAAACCCGCAGCACAGCCUGUGAAUCUAGCAUCUAAUGUAUCCUUCUCCCAGGCAACAUUGCCCAAAGGCCCUCCUCCUAUGAGCCUGUCUCAGAGUGCCACGGCACCAUCCACACCCCUGACGCCGCUGUCUGAAUCCCCUUCAGUCCUCACUCCCAAUAGCAUGUUCACUGGAACCCCUGUACGGAGGCGGUAUAGCCGGUCUGUGAGCCAAGAUAUAAUUGAUAAUAAGGAGUUCUACUUGAGCACAGAAGUUAGACCUCCAUUUACAUAUGCCUCUCUCAUAAGACAGGCGAUAUUUGAAUCCCCUCGCAAUCAGCUGACAUUAAAUGAAAUCUACAACUGGUUCACAAGAAACUUUGCAUAUUUCAGACGCAAUGCAGCAACUUGGAAGAAUGCUGUCAGACAUAAUCUCAGCCUCCAUAAAUGCUUUGUACGGUUGGAAAAUGUGAAGGGAGCCGUGUGGACAGUAGAUGAGAUUGAGUUCCACAGAAGAAGGCCUCAAAAGACUGCUGGUAAUGGAUCUCUGCUGAAGAACUCUCAGAACCGUCAGAGCUAUCCUGGGUCUGCUCCUCAGAGUGGUGGUCUGGACUGCAACAACUCGUUCUACAACCCAGCCACUAUGGGCAGCAUCCCAUUACACUCCCUGCCUCACGUUCUCCAGGAGCAGAUGAAUGGAGCCCUCGCCAAUGGAUCUGGAUACCAAAGUGACAGCAGUGCGACGCAGUCCCCUCCCCAAGCUUUCAUCAAAGAGGAGCAGGAGGAUGAGGAGAUAUGUGAAAACUAUCCCUAUGAAUCUCCAGAGAGCACAGACGAGCACGGCCACAGCCCAGAGAUGAACCACGAUGAAGACAACAGCAGCCCGGAGAGGCCCAGCCUUCAUCUCGAUCGUGUGCCUUCUCUCUGACUGUGAGGUCCAAGUUGUCAGAUUCGAGUCCGCCUCGCUCACAGCCUGUGUGACUUUGAAAAGAUUCCAAAAACAACAGCUUCAUCUACAUAACCAAACACUCUUCUUGAGGAUUUUUAAUUUAUUUAUCAGCAGUCUUUUUUUUUGUUCUUUAAUCUAGCUUUUAAUUCUUUCUGUACAGUAGAGUGAGAUCACAAAAACACAUAUGUGAAACUGUUCAUGAUUUAUCUUAUUUUAUAUCUGUAUACAGAAGGACCAUGAUGAGCAGAGAAGCCAAAGCAAAGGGAACAUCAAUAGUUAGCACUUCACAAUGAAAUUUUCCCCCCUCUGUGUAGCUACUUUAUGCUAUGUUAGGGCCACACUACCUGAUUUUUCUUCUUUUUUAUUUUAGUUAUAAUAUAUAAAACUUUGUAGAGGAAGUAAAAAUGUUGCUUUAAAAAAUUCAAAAUGUAAAAUGUU
Scomber scombrus (Atlantic mackerel) is the source of this 2377-nucleotide messenger RNA. RefSeq names its product forkhead box protein P1-B-like. The transcript is spliced from 15 exons. Gene Ontology annotation, biological process: regulation of transcription by RNA polymerase II. The record is from RefSeq and is a predicted model, not a curated record. Gene Ontology annotation, molecular function: DNA-binding transcription repressor activity, RNA polymerase II-specific; RNA polymerase II cis-regulatory region sequence-specific DNA binding. Gene Ontology annotation, cellular component: nucleus. NCBI's taxonomy places the organism in Eukaryota, Metazoa, Chordata, Actinopteri, Scombriformes, Scombridae. Bases 83 to 1918 code for a protein of 611 amino acids.